CACAGCCAGCAUUAAACAAAAAGCAGACCAGUCCAGAGGCCGUUUUUCUCCGCACGGCAAGCCACCCCCUCGCCUCAGGUCGUCGUCAUCGAUCACACCCAGCUUCCAACCAUCCGACUCCCUCACUCCGUCCGCUCAAUUAAGAGAUCUCCCCUCUCCCCGCCCCUUCUCGCGCGCGCUCCCGUGCUCCAUCGCCCCCUUUUCCGUCCGUUUCCGACCGCCCCCCGGAAAGCUCCAGAAAACCCGUGCGCCGGCGCGCCGGCCCUCGCCCCUCUAUAACCCCCUGCCGCGCGAUCGCGCGAUGGACCCGCAGUCACACUCGCAGUCGCCACCGCCAGCAGCUGAGGACGACCCCGACGCGAUGCCGAGGGAGCAGCAGCAGCGGGAGGAGGCGCCGCCGGGCUACGUGCCGCCGAUGAGCCCCGAGGAGGUGGCGGCCGUCGAGGCGCUCCUCGGGUACGAGUUCAAGGACAAGUCCCUGGUCGGCGAGGCCCUCACGCACGGCUCCUUCUACUUGCCCUACCGCUCCGGCGACUCCACCUACGAGCGGCUCGAGUACCUGGGCGACGGCGUGCUCACCUGCCUCGUGUCACGGGAGGUCUUCCUCACCUACCCGGACCUCCCGCCAGGCCCGCUCACGCGCCUCCGCGCCGCCAACGUCGACAAGGAGAAGCUCGCGCGCGUCGCCGUCGACCACGGCAUCAACCGCUUCCUCCGCCACAAGGCGCCCAAGCUCGAGGAACAGAUUGCUGAUUUUGUGAAAGAAUUGGGCCAGUAUGAAUACCACUCGAAUGGGCUAUUGGAUGCUCCAAAAGUGCUAUCUGACAUUGUGGAAUCUCUUAUUGGUGCCAUAUAUGUUGACUCCAAGUACAAUCAAGAACAAGUUUGGCAGGUUUUUCGAAAUUUGGCUGAUCCACUUAUUAGCCUUGAGACAUUAGGGAAGCAUCCCGUAAGCGAGCUAUUAGAGUUUGGCCAAAAGACCGGUCGAAUAGUGGAUAUCUCUAAAGAUGGGUGGGUUAAGGAUACGAAGGUUGAUGUAUUUGUUGACGGUGUGCUGGUUGCCAGCGCUACUUAUGCUCAAAAGAAGGAGAUAGCUUCGAACCGCGCCGCGAAGGCUGCUCUAGACAAAUUAAAGGAGAUGUCGGGGCAAUCUGAUGUUCAAUCAGCCCCAGCAGAAGCUCCUGAGCCGUUGGACGAAUUGGAUCAUUAUGGAGCUCUAGAGCUCCAGUGAAAUGUUGAGACAUUGUCGGCGCAACAAAUGUUUUUGCCCGUUUGUAGUUCCAUUGAAUUUUUCCAUUACAUGUGUGUUGUUAAGCUGCUUUAUGAGCCUGUAAAUAUUAUAUGCAAAUCAUAUGAUUAUUGUGCCCCUGUGGGCGAGCAGACUGAAUGUUUA
Molecule: messenger RNA, 1393 nt
Organism: Triticum aestivum (bread wheat)
Lineage: Eukaryota; Viridiplantae; Streptophyta; Magnoliopsida; Poales; Poaceae
Product: ribonuclease 3-like protein 3
Exons: 3
Coding region: 302-1231 (309 amino acids)
Biological process (GO): siRNA processing
Cellular component (GO): cytoplasm; nucleus
Molecular function (GO): RNA binding; ribonuclease III activity
Source: RefSeq, a predicted model, not a curated record